Messenger RNA from Aethina tumida (small hive beetle), 1758 nucleotides. RefSeq names its product ecotropic viral integration site 5 protein. The transcript is spliced from 9 exons. The coding region runs from base 1 to 1758 and encodes 585 amino acids. NCBI's taxonomy places the organism in Eukaryota, Metazoa, Arthropoda, Insecta, Coleoptera, Nitidulidae. The record is from RefSeq and is a predicted model, not a curated record.
AUGUCACAGGAGGAGAUCACACCCGAGGGGUCAUCUUUGUUCACUAUUUUGGAUGACAAGAAUCGUCUGAUCGAUACGCUGAAUAAGCAAAUUGAAAAUCAAAAAAUGCAGUUAAUGUAUUAUAUACAGCAGGGCUUGCGCCCUGAAAACGUUCGGGAGUUUGCCAAUAACUGUCGUACAGAUAUUAGUGAUGUAAGCGUACCUUUAAUUUUGGCGAUGGACAGAUUUAAAAAGGAAAUCGGCAUCAAAAGCAAAAACACACUUUUGUACGAGCGCAUGAUCAAACUGGACAACAAAAUCGAAUCUGUUGUUAGCAGCCAGCAGAGAACUCUAAAGGAUAUAGUGAGACAGCUCACUCAAUAUUUCUCUCAAAGACCUGACAGCGUUUACCCAACGUGCAUUACUAUCCCGCCAGCUCAACUGGAAUUGUUCUAUGAGUUGCUGAGGAAAACUGCUUCUCUAUCCAAAUCGUUGGAUGUGUACAGAAUAUGUUGCAACCGACUAAUAGCUACGGAAGACGAGAAAAAUACCAUAGUCGAACAAGUCUUCUCGAUGCCAGUCAAGGAGCGUAUUAACUGCAACUAUUUCAUCAGCAUACAAACUGAACGGCUCAGACUGGAAGACGACAUCAAAAAGGUCAUCAAAGAACAAGACACGUUGCGUAAACGCGUCAACGAAAUACUCGGCAUCGACAAACAGUUACAGCAAGCCAAAUUCAGACCUAACGAAGUUGCCGAUGAACAAUUAAUCAACGAGCUGAAAACGUUGAACUGCGAGGCCGUGGAAGUGCUGGAAAUGUCCCAGACUCAAAGGCAAAAGUCGGACGACAGCGGCCGGAAGUUGCGUCGCAAGACGAUUUUAAGAUUGCUAAGGCUGGCCUUGCAAAAUUUGCAAAAACGCAACUUCGAUGUGCCCGAUGAGAUGACGGAGGAGGAAAGAGACCUGUAUAGAUCCAUGCUCGCGUUGUUGGAUCAGGAAGUUAACGUUAAGUCCGUUAAGGAGUUCCUCAGCGUCGUGAAUCAGUGCAAGAGGCUGGAACACGAACUGCGGAACUUGUUGAACGAUCGCCAAAAUCUUAUACGUGGAAUGAACGUUUUACGUGAACAGCUCAAGAAGCUGGAGGGCCAUAAAAAUGGUUAUAAACAUGCGAAUUCGUCGAGAACUACCUUAAAACUAAAUGGAAUACAAAAGACUAAUGUUUUGUGCAUAAAUGAAAAACAACAAGGAUAUCUGGAAAAUGAUAAUCUAAAUUUGAAAAAAAAGAUUGAGGAACUGCAAACACAACUGGGAAAAACUAAUGGAGAAUUAUCUAUUUAUAAACAAUCAAGGGAAAGUAUUAUUGAAAUUAAGCAAACUGAAGCAAAUAAUCUCGGAUGCAUUGAGGAAGUUUACAUGAGUGAUGGUGAGGAGAUGUACAUGGAGAUUGUUAAAAACAAGGACAUGCAAAUAUUAGACCUCCAAACAAAAGUCUUAAAUGUUCAGAAAGAGAACGAUAGCUUAAAGCAAGCAGCAACUAACAACCUAUUUCAGAAGACGGAAGAAAAACUAAGUGAAAACAAUACUUCGUUUGUAAUUAUGAGUUCGAAUAGAAAAAAACCAAUAGUGUCAUCAUAUACGGAGACAUUUUCCUGUGGAACGCAGACCGAACUUCAGCGAGAACCUUUCGAUUUCGUCGAGUGCAUGGGUGAAACAAGAACAAACGUGGAAAUUUUUUGCUCUAUUUAUGAAGGAUUUAGGGACGUUUCAGUGCAAUCUUGA